AUGGACCGCGAGCCGACGCUCUGGGAGCGGCAGCUGCAAAAGCAGACCGCCACGGGCGUCGAGGCCGCGCUCGCGUCCCUCGAGAAACGCCCGGUCGUGGCGACCUGCACGACCCCCGCCUGCGCCGGCGAGCUCCUCGCGGCCUUCGCCGCGUCGCGCGCGCGGCCGCUGGCCUUCGUCGUCGUCCGCGCCGACGCGUUUCGCACCGCGCGCGAGCUCGCGGCGCGGCUCGCCGGCCGCGGCCCGCGCGUGCUCGCCGCCGCGCGCGGCGCGGCUGCGGCCGAGGCCGUCGCCGACGACGGCUUCGCCGAAAUCGCGCGCGCGGCGCCCGACGACGAGGCCGUCGCGCUCGCGCUCCGCGAGGCCCUGCCGCGCAAGCCCGCGUCGGCGCCCGCGGGCGACGUCGUCGUCGCCGACGCCGCCUGGCUCCGGGCCGUGCUCCUCGGCGCCGCCGCGGCGGCCUACGACGGCGCCGCGCUGCGGGCCGCGCCCGCGGCCUUCGCGGCCGACGCGCUCGCCGACGACGCGGCGUCGGCGUGCGCGACGCUGCUCCGCGCGUCCAACGCGGACCGGGCGGCCGACGCCGCGGCCGGCAAACCCUGCCGGAAGUGGCUCGACGCGACCGCCGCGACGGUGCGCCCGCGCGACGCGCCGCCGCGCCUCUGCGUGCUCCCCCGGGGCGGCGCCGCGCCCCUGGACGUGCGCGGGCCGAGCCGCGCCGACGCGCCGGCGGAGGCGCCCUGGCUCCGCGCGCUGUCGCUCCGGGACCGCGGCGGCGGCGACGGCGACGACGACGCCGUCGCCGCGGCGCUCCACUUCGUCGCCGUGGCGCGGGCGCGGCCCGGCCGGCGGCCGCCGCCCGUGGUAGUGUACGUGGAAAACGGAGAACGAGCGGAGCGGCUCGCGGCGCGCCUCGCGGCGGAGCUCGCGCGGAGCGGCGACGCCGACGCCGGAAGUUUAGCGGCGCUCGCGGCCGCGGCGCGGGCCCGCGGCGCGCCGAAGCACGCCGUCGCCGCGGCGCUGGCGGAGGUCGCCCGGGGCGCGGCGGCCUGGCACGGCGGCGCGCCGCGGUGGCGCCGCGAGCUCGUGGAGAUCAGGGCAGCAAAAGAGAGCGAAAUUCCCAACUUCAAAGGCUCAUAUCUCGGCCGGUUUCCACUCGUGGAGAUCGCGGCGUCGGAGCGGCUCGCGGCGGCCGUCGUCGCGACGGCCGGCUUCCCGCGGCGGUUCCCCCGCGCGGUCGUCGCCUGCGCGCCCCGCGGCGGCCUCGAGGCCUACGAGAGCCUGGCGGCGCCGGCCUUCGACGGCGGCGAGGCCGUCGCGUGCCACGUCCUCGGCGACGAGCCGCGCGCGUUCUGGGACCGGUGGCGCGCGGAGGCGUGGCUCGGCGCGCCGGCGCCGAAGCCGCGAGACGCGCCCCUCUUCCCGGCGCCGCGGCUCUUCCUCGCGACGACGCUCCGCGCCCUCGCGUCGACGGGGCGGCCGGAGGUGGCCCGGGACCUCGCGGACGCGUCGCUCGCCGCCGCAGCCGACGCCGCCGACGCGAAGGUCCUCAAGCGCCACGCGGAGGACCUCGACGACGCGGCGCCGGCGGCGUCGCCGGCGGACGAGCGGACCUGCGUCGCCGAGCGCCUGCGGGCGCUCGCGCGGCGCGCGCAGCGGCCGUUCCUGCGGCGCGGCCGCGUCGGCCGCGUCGACCGGGGCGGGAAACGGGCGCGACAUUCCCAACUGCAAAGGCUCCUAGCUCGGCCGUUUCCCACUCGCGUCGACGGCGCGCGCUGGUGCGUCGUCCUCGCGGACGAGGUCGCCAGGGACGGCGCCGUCGCCGCCGUCGCCGAGGUCGCGCCGGGGGCGGCCUGGCGGCCCGAGCGCGUGCCGCUCGAGCGGCUGCGCCUCGCGGCGCUCGUCGUCGCCGUCGCGGCCGAGCCGGAGCGGCCCGCGGCGCUCGACGCCGCGCGGCGCGCGGUCGCCGAGGCGCUGGAGGCGCUGCGCGGCGACGGGGCCAAAAAGAAGAAGCGCAAGCGGCCGGCGGCGAUCCCCUUCCUCGACGCGCUCGGCGCCGUCGAGAUAACGCGCGAGCCCGACCGCACGGCGGCGGCCGCGCUCGCCGCGCGCCUCGCGGCGCUGGACGAGGCCCUGGGCGGGGCCGCGGCCGCCGACGAAUUGAGCCUCGAGGACCGCGCGGCCCUCGAGCGCCGCGUCGUCGCGCGCCACGCGGCGGACGCGCAGCGGUCCGCCGCCAAGGACCGCGGCGACGCGAGCCGCGGCUGCGGCCGGGGCCUCAAGGCCCUGAAAAAGCUCGGCUUCGCCGGCGGCGCCCGGGGCACAGCGCUCCUCGGCCUCCUCGCCGCCUGGCCCGUCGGCGGCGACGACCGGCGGCCGCUCGCGGCGCUCGUCGCCGCGGCGCCGGACGGCGCGGCGUCGCCGCUCGCGGAUUUAGGGCCGGCCGCGCUCGUGUUCGUCGCCGCGGGCCUCGCGCGCGCGCCGGACGAGGCGCCGGAGGCGGCCUUCUCGUCCCUCGCGGCGCCGGCGCCCGACGCGCCCGUCGACCGCUCCGAAGCGUCGGCGUUGACCGCGGCGCGCGGCGCCGUCGACGGCGCCGCGCGCGCGGUCGCGCGCGCCUGCGCGCCGUCCGGGGGCCUCGUCGCCGAGGAGCUCUUCGCCCGGUCCCUCGCGCCCGCGGGCCCCGCGGCCGCGGUCGCGCGCGUCGCCGCCGGCGCGACGGUCGCGCGCGCCGCCACGGACGCGCGCGCGGCGCCGGGGCUGCUCGCGCGGCGCGUCGCGGAGACGCGCGACGUCCUGGCGGCGCUGGGGGCGGCGGCCGCCGCCCUCGACGCGGGCGCCGUCGUCGCCGCGCUCGCGCGCGCGCGGGACGCGCUCCCGCGGGAGGGCGCGUCGCUGUACGCGCCUGGGUAA
Messenger RNA from Aureococcus anophagefferens, 2913 nucleotides. RefSeq lists its product as hypothetical. The coding region runs from base 1 to 2913 and encodes 970 amino acids. The transcript has 4 exons. NCBI's taxonomy places the organism in Eukaryota, Pelagophyceae, Pelagomonadales, Pelagomonadaceae. The record is from RefSeq and is a predicted model, not a curated record.